AUGGGUGCAGACGAGCUACCAGCAAACAACCUUCAGACUUCGGGCAGUGAUUCGAACAAGACUGGGCAAAAUGAAGGCAUCGCCUUUACUGCUCGUGUCCACAAUAUCUCUGUCGAUGAAAACAGCGGCUCAAUUGCUUUUCUUUUAAGAAGAAAUGGCCAAUUCUUCCAAUCCGAGUUGAAGAGUACAGGCUGCGCGGACUCCGCCAUUUUUACCACAGCUCAAUGCCUAACACCCGAAUCGCUUGUUCGCAUCUCGUGCGUUAUAACCGCGCCCGACAAUGCAACCUCAGAGACCUUAUUUAUUACUCAGAUAUCUUCACUGGACAUAUUGUCCGAAGCAACGGCCAAUCUCCCAAGUAACCUCAAGCUACAUGGAGCUCCUGGAGAGACUCUGCCUUCGCUGAAUGAGCGGAUACUUCUUUUAGACACAAGGCUCGACCACAGACUUUUGGACGCUCGGGUUGCGGCCACGGCCUCAAUCUUCAAACUCUUCUCGGCAGUGCAUCAAUUGGCCGUCAAGUAUAUGGCAAUCCACGAUUUUCACUACAUUCCGACGCCGGCAUUCGUGGGCUAUGAGUUCCCCGCUGAGGAGGAAGAUCACUUCUAUCUCGAUUAUCUUGGCAGGCAAGCGAUGUUGGCACCAACCGGCGAGGUGCAUCUAGGAAUGGCGCUCGCUGCAGAUCUUGAACGUGUCUACGAUAUUCAUACCGUCUUUCGUCGAGAACCCAAGAGUGAUGGAAGACAUCUGACAGAGUUUACAAUGCUUGAGCUCGUGUUUGCGCUGAAGAAUGAUUGGACCGAGAUUCUUGAGCUCGCAGACAGUCUCUUGGUGUUCCUUUUGCGGUCCUUGCAAGAAGACGACAAGUAUGCCAAACUCACAGCAGCUGCGCAAAGGCUGUAUCCUGCUGCUGGAAGCUUCAAGCUGGGCUUGGAUAAGAACGGCAAGCUUCCGCGCGUACGAUUUGAUGAAGCUAAAGCUAUCCUUCGUGAUCACCUCAGCAGAGUGGCGAACGCCGAGGAAGACCUUACGAGAGAGGAAGAAGCAUCGCUAGGAGAGCUUCUUGCGAGCGACAAGUCGCCUCUGGACUCACCUACUGAUAUAUUCAUAAUAACUCACUUUCCAACCCACCUUCGUCCAUGCAAUGUCUCUUCAUUGGGACAGGAUGAUGCGACGACGAAUUCAUUCGACAUCAUUCUGCGUGGGCAAGAAAUUGUCACGGGAUGCCAACUGCUUCACUCCUAUAAAGAAGUGAGAUCAGCCUUUACGAAUCGCGCGCAUCCCAUCGAUCCAGAUUGUCCCGGGUGGCGGCCAUAUACCGAAGCGCACGAGAUUGGGAUGCCGCCAUGGGGCGGUUUUGGGCUUGGACUGAAUCGUCUUGUUCAGGGAUAUCUGGGUUUGGUUGAUGUUCGCGAGACUGUUCUUUUCCCGCGCGAUGCAUAUAGGCUGGCGCCGUGA
Messenger RNA from Trichoderma gamsii, 1458 nucleotides. Its product is annotated as aspartyl-tRNA synthetase. Lineage: Eukaryota; Fungi; Ascomycota; Sordariomycetes; Hypocreales; Hypocreaceae. The record is from RefSeq and is a predicted model, not a curated record. The coding region runs from base 1 to 1458 and encodes 485 amino acids. Gene Ontology annotation, cellular component: aminoacyl-tRNA synthetase multienzyme complex; cytoplasm; cytosol. Gene Ontology annotation, biological process: aspartyl-tRNA aminoacylation. Gene Ontology annotation, molecular function: ATP binding; RNA binding; aspartate-tRNA ligase activity. The transcript has 4 exons.